Nilaparvata lugens (brown planthopper) is the source of this 1360-nucleotide messenger RNA. RefSeq lists its product as uncharacterized. The record is from RefSeq and is a predicted model, not a curated record. The coding region runs from base 519 to 827 and encodes 102 amino acids. NCBI's taxonomy places the organism in Eukaryota, Metazoa, Arthropoda, Insecta, Hemiptera, Delphacidae. The transcript is spliced from 4 exons.
UAACAAGCAACGUUUCUGUCGUUCGGUUAUCUUCAGGAUGAGACAAAUUCAACAUUUCUUCGUUCUUGUAACAAUCGUGUCAACUGUAUCUUGUGCCUUGAGAGAAGACUCCUUGGAAAUCGAUCGUGUGAAUUCUUCCCAACAAUAUUGGAGAUGUACCGAAGAAAGAGACUGAUUGGAAUAGCUGCUCAAAAAUCUAUUCAACAAAAUGCUUGAAAGAGAGCAUCUCCAAAAUUCUGGCUCGACUCAACAAACAAAAUUACUUGGAAUUGUUUCCUGGAGUUUCAUUAGCUUGGAGUCCUGUCAAAACUCAGCUCACAAAACCACUAUACAAAACUAAUUCUUCUAUCGAGAAUGCUCUUGUUGAGAAAAUAAGUAAAUAUCUGAGCUCCAUAUCACUUAAAAUCCAACUGAUCGAUACUGAUGCUCUUUCGAGCAGCAAAUCAUUCAAUGAAAUUUCUGGAUUGAAUUCAGCAGAAGGUGGAAGGAAGAGGAAGGACAACGGCGCAAUAUGGGCAAUGGCGAUGAUGAUGGGCGGAACGAUGCUGUCAAUGGCUUUGGCGGGGGUGGCGGCGGCAGCGGCCAAGGCACUCACCAUGUCCAUAGUGGCGGCGGCACUCUCAGCCCUGGCUGCCCUCAAGGGAGGCGGCGAGAAGAGCACCACCUACGAAGUCAUCUCCAGGCCGGUUGUGUCGCAUGCGCACACCUACUCAUCUGAGGUACAACAUGAGCACGCUGGUCAUGGACAUGGCCACUAUAAGAGGAGCAUAGAUCAACACAACAUUUUGAAAAAUAUCAUGUUCAGGGAUUUUAUGGACAAUAGAUGAGACAACUAUUUCUAUCAUCGAUUCUGCUAUUAUUACAAUGUGAAUUAGAAUUUACAUUGUGUAUGUCUACUUGCCAAGAAUAAAUUAGAAGGUAAUAGAAGAAAAGUUAUAAAUCCAUCUAUUUAUUUAUUUAUUACUUACAUGUGUAUGUCUACUUGCCAAGAAUAAAUUAGAAGGUGAUAGAAGAAAAGUUAUAAAUCCAUCUAUUUAUUUAUUACUUACAUGUGUAUGUCUACUUGCCAAGAAUGAAUUAGAAGGUAAUAGAAGAAAAGUUAUAGAUCCAUUAUAUUUAUUUAUUACUUACAUUGUGUAUGUCUACUUGCCAAGAAUAAAUUAGAAGGUAAUAGAAGAAAAGUUAUAAAUCCAUCUAUUUAUUUAUUACUUACAUGUGUAUGUCUACUUGCCAAGAAUGAAUUAGAAGGUAAUAGAAGAAAAGUUAUAAAUCUAUCUAUUUAUUUAGUAUCUAAUAUUUAUUUUUCAUGUUUUUUAUAAUAUUUUAUGAAUGCAUAAAAUAAAAAUGUGAUACUCUGUAA